AUGGCACCAUCUCGCAUUGAGGUUUCCGAGGCCKCCACAGUUUCUUCGAAUAAACUUGAUGCCCAGACAACGUAUGGUGACUUCCGGGACGAAUUCUACGCCAACGGCUACGCAGUGAUCAAGGGUGUUCUGAGCAAAGAACGUGCAAAGGAGUAUCAGAGCAAGGCCCUCGACUGGCUCGAGUCCUUCCCACUUGGAUUUGACCGCAAUGACAAAUCGACUUGGAAAAAAGAAAAUGUGCCUCAGAGCUUCAAGGGUGGCAUGUACCUUCACUUCCGGGCUGCUCACGAGAAAUAUGUCUGGGACAUUCGAACUGAACCAAGUGUAAUUGAGCCCUUUGCUAAGUUAUGGGGCACAGACGAACUCGUUGUUUCCUUUGACACAGUAAACAUCACUCUGCCCGCAAAGAUUGUCGGAGGUUACGACUCCAAGCCAUGGCCACACUGUGACCAGGCACCCGAGCGUAGUGGCAUGGUUUGCGUUCAGGGUAUCGUGAAUUUGUCCGAGUCCGGUCCUAACGACGGUGGCCUUGUCGUUAUGAAACGCUCUGCCCCGCUGUUCGAUAAAUUUUUUGAAGAAAACCCUGUUACCGGACCUACUCCUUGGCGAACAGCCAAACACAAGGAUUUCCAUCCUUUUGCCGAGAAGGAUUUGGAUUGGUACCGUGAACACGGCUGUGAAUUGGUCAAAGUCUGCGCCGAGCCAGGUGAUUUAAUCAUUUGGGAUUCGCGUGAGAUGCACUGGGCUCAAUUCGGAGAGUCAGAUGUGCUUCGAACCAUUGUGUAUGCGACAUAUACCCCAGCUGCAUGGAUGUCGGAAGAGGAGCAGAAGUUGAAGAAGGACCUUUUUGAAAAUUGGGAGACAACUACUCACUGGCCACAUACCAAUUUGUAUACUCAUGGCGACGCCACGCUUACUGUGGAUGGAAAGGAGGUACCUGAUCCAUUGGAGCGAAAGGAGCCUCUUACGAAGCCGGAGCGUACUGAGAGAUUGUUGAAGUUGGCUGGAGUGAUUCCUUACUGA
Molecule: messenger RNA, 1023 nt
Organism: Talaromyces amestolkiae
Lineage: Eukaryota; Fungi; Ascomycota; Eurotiomycetes; Eurotiales; Trichocomaceae
Exons: 2
Coding region: 1-1023 (340 amino acids)
Source: RefSeq, a predicted model, not a curated record